Messenger RNA from Erigeron canadensis, 4186 nucleotides. Its product is annotated as trafficking protein particle complex subunit 8. The record is from RefSeq and is a predicted model, not a curated record. The transcript is spliced from 28 exons. Gene Ontology annotation, molecular function: protein binding. Gene Ontology annotation, cellular component: TRAPPIII protein complex; phagophore assembly site; cytoplasmic vesicle. Gene Ontology annotation, biological process: endoplasmic reticulum to Golgi vesicle-mediated transport; protein localization to phagophore assembly site. The coding region runs from base 140 to 3958 and encodes 1272 amino acids. Lineage: Eukaryota; Viridiplantae; Streptophyta; Magnoliopsida; Asterales; Asteraceae.
UUGGCCUCUCUACACCUGCGGUAAAUCUCAACGAAUCCAUCGACCAAACCUCCGUUUGAUAGUCCCGACUAAAUUGAAAGUAAUAAAAACAAGAGAUCUGCCGGAAUCCGGUAAUCCGAGUUGACUCGCUCGAGUUAUAAUGGCGGAUCCGGCUUACUUUGCCCUAAGAAAAAUGCUACUCGAUGAGAUCACGCCGGUAGUCAUGGUUCUCCCUACGCCAUUAGUCGAACAGCGAUGUCAGAAAAACGGACUUUCUUUUGUUCAAAUGCUCACUCCUUUUUGCUAUUUCAACAAUAUUGACGUACCUGUUCGUACGGCGAGUGAUCAACCGUACAGGCUACAGAAGUUCAAGUUACGGAUGUUUUACGCAUCAGAUAUUCGGCAACCAAAUGUUGAGGUGACAAAGGAGCGGUUAAAACAGGUUAUUACUGAUGCAGGAAACACCGAGGAUCCUGACUUGUACUUAGAUCCGUCACCUAUUGAAACUAUGUCAAUCUCUUCAGAACCCGAAUUUGUACCGACAUGGUUUCAAUAUUUCAAUAAAGAGCUUGUACACAGUGUUUCCUUCUCCGAUCAUGAAACCUUUGAUCAUCCUGUUGCAUGCCUUUUGGUUGUCUCAUCAAAUGAUGAGGAUCCUAUCAACAAGUUUGUGGAUCUUUUCAACCCGAACAAGUUACCCUCACUUCUUAAUGAUGGUGCAAUGGAUCCAAAGAUUCCGAAAUACUUUAUUUUGGUUCAUGAUAACCAAGAUGGUUCCUCAGAGAGGGCAACCAAGAUUUUGGCAGAAAUGAGAAAUACGUUUGGGUCAAACGAUUGUCGUUUACUUUGUAUUAACUCCUCCCAAGAUGGAAUAGCUGAUCAUGAACCAAAUCCAUGGGAACAUUAUAGUUCUAAUAUUUCACCUGGUCAGCAUCUUGGAUGUUUGCUUAACAACGAGGAUGUGGAUGAGUUGAAGGAAUUUGUUCGUGAUUUAUCAUCCAAAGAUAUUAUUCCCAACAUGGAGCAAAGAAUCCGUGUUCUAAAUCAGCAGGUCUCUGCAACAAGAAAAGGUUUUAGAAACCAAAUAAAGAAUUUAUGGUGGAGAAAAGGGAAAGAGGAUACACAAGAGACUCAAAGUGUUGGCAUGUACACUUUCAACUCAAUUGAAUCUCAGAUAAGGGUAUUGGGUGAUUAUGCUUUCAUGUUACGAGAUUAUGAACUCGCUCUAUCAAACUAUCGCCUGCUAUCCACUGAUUACAAGCUUGACAAAGCAUGGAAACGAUAUGCUGGCGUACAGGAAAUGAUGGGAUUGACGUACUUCAUGCUAAACCAAUCAAAAAAAGAUGCAGAAUAUUGCAUGGAAAAUGCCUUCAGUACUUACUUACGUAUUGGGACACCAGGCAAGGGAAACGCCACAAGGUGUGGGCUUUGGUGGGUUGAAAUGUUAAAGACAAGUGGGCAGUAUAAAGAUGCUGCUGGUGUUUACUUCCGUAUCUCUGGUGAGGAACCUCUUCAUUCAGCCGUGAUGCUUGAGCAAGCAUCUUAUUGCUACCUUUUAUCCAAACCACCCAUGUUACGGAAGUAUGGAUUUCAUCUCAUUCUCUCUGGUGAUCUGUACAAGAAAUGUGAUCAGAUAAAACACGCGAUUCGUGCAUACAGAAAUGCUCUUUCUGUAUUUAAAGGAACAACAUGGAGUCAUAUUCAUGAUCAUGUCCAUUUCCAAAUUGGAAAGUGGUAUGCUUUUCUUGGAAGGUUUGACGUGGCCAUGAAACAUAUGCUGGAAAUCGUGGCUUGCAGCCAUCAAUCGAAGCCAAUGCAAGAAUUAUUUAUGAAGGAUUUUUUCCAAAUUCUGCAGAAAACAGGCAAAACAUAUAAGAUACCACGACUUCAGUUGCCAGUUGUCGAUAUCUCUUCACUCAAUAUUGUUUCUGAAGAUCAUCGAACUUAUGGAUCACUUGCUGCUGUCAGUGUUAAAGAAAGUGUUUGGCAGACUUUGGAAGAGGAAAUGGUUCCAUCUUUAUCUAAUGUCAAGACUACAUGGUUGGAUGUACAGUCAAAGCUUCUACCAAAUAAACUUAAACAAUCAAACGUCUGUGUGGCAGGAGAAGCUCUGAAGGUGGAAAUUGCAUUCAAAAACCCUCUCCAACUCUCUAUUCCCAUUUCUAAUGUUAUGCUAAUGUGUGAGCAUUCAGAAAAUCGGACACUACCGGAUGCAAACAACUCGUCUUCUGUAGAUCAGGGUGUUGAAGAUGUGAAAACAGCAACUGUAAGAGAGCUCAGCUCAGACACAUCGCUUUUUACAACAUCUGAGGUUGACAUAGUGUUGGCUGGCGGUGAGACGACUCUGGCUCAGUUAAGUGUUAUUCCUAGAAAAGAAGGCCGGCUAACAAUAACUGGUGUGAGUUGGAAACUGUCUGAUUCAAUGAUUGGCGUUUACUUUUUUGAGCCAGAGUUGAUAAAGAAAAAAAUGUCUAAACAAAAAAGAAAAGCUAUGCAAAACACCAGUAAACUCGAGUUUUUAGUUAUCAAGAGCCUACCCAGACUUGAGGGUGUUAUUAACAACCUACCGGCAACUGUUUAUGCUGGAAAUUUACAACGUCUAUCACUGGAACUGAGGAACUCAUCAGAGAUUCCCGUGAAGAAUUUAAAGAUGAAGAUCAGUCAUCCCAGAUUUCUAAACAUAGGAAAUCCGGAAGUAUUGGAUGUAAAGUUUCCUGCCUGCCUGGAGAAGGACAAAUCAUCUGUACAUAAAGAUGCAGAUCUUGAUACCACUAAACAAUCAGAAAGUGUAUUCCAUUUUCCCGAGGAUACAGCAAUUCAUAAGGGAACCCCCUUCUUUUUGCCUCUUUGGUUCCGGGCAGCUACUCCUGGAAACGUGUCUUUGUAUCUUACAGUAUAUUAUGAGAUUGAAGACAAAUCGAUUGCUAUGCGAUAUCGCACUUUACGUACACAUCAUAUGUUGGAGGUGCUACCAUCAUUGGAUGUAUCAUUUCACAUAAGCCCUUGUCCUACAAGGUUGCAAGAGUAUAUCGUGCGUAUGGAUGUAAUAAACAGGACUAGUUUGAGGAGCUUGAAGCUUCAUCAAUUAUCGUCUGUCGGGAAUGAAUGGCAGAUUUCUUUAAUUGAAUCCAUUGAAGACAUUUUCCCUUCAGGAAACUUGGUUGCUGGUCAGGCUCUUUCAUGUUUUCUCAAGCUCAAGAAUGUGAAGACAACAGAAACUAAUAGAGAGGCAAGCAGGGGGGAUGGGACUGGUGUUUGGUUGAGUCAUAGCAGCUGUGAAUCAAUCUAUGAUACACAAUGUGCGCCUCUUGUGAAUUUCCACCAUUAUGAACAACUGCAUCAGAAAACUUCACGUCAGGAACAUCAUAGCACAGUCGACUUUAUGUUGAUUUCCCAGAUGGAUGAAAGUGAAAAUGAUUCUUCUGACUUCCCUACCACCCCACAAAUCUUUUCUCACCACGCCUGUCAUUGCAGUGUUUCAACCAAGAGACCAAUAUGGUGGCUACUUGAUGGCCCACGGAUCAUCCACCAUAGUUUUACUGAUACCUUCUGUGAGACAAAACUCAAAAUGACAAUUCACAACUCUUCAAGUUUUAUUGCUUCUGUUCGUAUUAGCACACUUGAUUCCCCUCCUGGUAGUUCACCAUCAGCAAACAAAGUCGGUUGGCACGAUAUGUCCAGUCCAUCUAUGGACAUCGGAGUUCCUGCACCUGACAUAACCGGAACCAAUACAGGAAAACCCGUCUCACUAGAGUCCGUUCCUCCUUUUAUUUGGUCGGGGUCAAGCACCACCAGGGUGAAACUUGAUCCCAAUUCCACCUCUGAAAUAUCUCUACUGGUCACUACAUUUGCUCCUGGUACUUACGAUCUUUCCAACUACACAUUAAAUUGGAAUCUUCUUGACUGUAAUGAUGCCCGUGAAAAAGAAGGGACGUGUCAUGGACAUCCGUUUUAUCUGACCGUAUUGCGGGAGGAAUGAAUGUUUUGUGGCUUUGAUAUUUUUGGGUUUUGAUUUGUUUUUGAGGGUGGGGCGUGGUGUAGUAUUUCAGUUGUAAAAUUUGUUGUUAUAAAUGUGUUUAUAGAACAAGAUAGAAAAGUUGGUUGGAUACGAGGGCAUUAUAUAAAAUUUUUGUUAUAUUUAUUUAUAGCCAACAGGUUAAUAAGAACAAUUGAAUGGUUGAAAUUUGAUUAAUCUAAUUUAGCUGAA